Molecule: messenger RNA, 255 nt
Organism: Loa loa (African eye worm)
Lineage: Eukaryota; Metazoa; Nematoda; Chromadorea; Rhabditida; Onchocercidae
Exons: 2
Coding region: 1-255 (84 amino acids)
Biological process (GO): protein phosphorylation
Molecular function (GO): protein kinase activity; ATP binding
Source: RefSeq, a predicted model, not a curated record
AUGGAUAGCGAAGAAGAGGAGGAUUUCGGUCUUAAACCGGGCUCAGUAAUUGAAUCAUCUCAUGCAAAGUAUACAAUUGAUAAAUUGCUUGGUGAAGGUGGUUUUGGAGCUGUAUAUCGUGUCCAUGAUUCCAACAAUCCAAGUCUAGAAUACGCUUUAAAAGUGGAACGGAAACUUGAAACACGUAAAGAUUCCAAACUCAAGAUGGAGGUACGAAAUCUCGCUGAUAUUAUCAACCAAGCUGAUAAUAUUUAA